This is a messenger RNA of Cannabis sativa, 1100 nucleotides long. Its product is annotated as nodulin-related protein 2. The transcript has a single exon. Gene Ontology annotation, biological process: response to heat; regulation of abscisic acid biosynthetic process. The record is from RefSeq and is a predicted model, not a curated record. Lineage: Eukaryota; Viridiplantae; Streptophyta; Magnoliopsida; Rosales; Cannabaceae. The coding region runs from base 574 to 1041 and encodes 155 amino acids.
UCCCGUCUGUCCAUGUUAAUUAUGAUACCAUAAAUAUCUAAGAAAAAUUAACACGUGAACAAUAAUAACUGAAAGCAAUGCUCCAUACAUACCUAUCUAACAUUGCUACGUGGAGAUUUGUCUUUUCACCAGAAAUCGCCACCUCCAAUAACUCUUAAAUCCAAUCCAACGUAGUAUUAUUAAUUAACAUUAUCCUAUGUUAUUUUCUUUUUUAUAUUAUUGUUGAUGGAUAAAUAGGAUAUCUAAUACAGAUAUGUCUCUACAUAAAUGGAACAUUUUUAUAGGACACCAACGUAUGUAGGUGGUCAUAGUGAUUUUUUAUAUUUUUUAUUAAAUUAAAAUUAGUGAGACUCAAAAUAUUAUAUAUUGGAGCGAUAACGAUAUUAUACCUCCAAAUAAGCUAGGCACCAUACCCUUUAUCAUUUCUCAUAUAAAUAUCACCAAAUCAACGAGUCAUUUUAGACACACUUAUAUCCACACUUCCAAUAUUCAUUAUCUUUACUAGCUACUAUACAGUACCCUAAACACUACUAUUACCACCACAACUCUCUCGCUCUCUCUCUCAGUUAUUUCAUGGACCACCUACUUUCCAACAUCUCCGGUGGCCCCGGCAAGGAUCAUUCCACCGGCGAUCAGCACCAGGCCCAGCAACAGCACCAGAACCAGCAACAUCCAUCAUCGAAGGAGCUUCUGUCGAGCGCCAAGCUGAUGGCAGAGGCGGCUCAAACCGCUGCCAGCCAUGGGUUCGGCCAGGUCGACAAGGGCAAGACGGCUGGCGCUGCAGCCGACCUUCUGGACGCCGGAUCUAAGUACGGAAAACUGGAGGAGAAGAGCUUCGGAAAGCACGUGGAGAAGGCAGAGGACUAUCUCCGCCAGUACGAGACCAAGAACAGCACUGGCCAAGGUCACCCGCUGCAGUCGGCUGAACAUCAUCAGCAGCAGGCCGGCCAUGGUGGUGGUGAUCAUCACGAGAAGAAGCAGUCAGAUCAAGAAGGUGGAAUUGGGGGCUACAUGAAGAUGGCCCAGGGUUUCAUGAAAUAGAGUAAUAUGUAUUAUUAAAUUAUUUAUGUUUAUGGUAUGGGUCUAGGUUUAUCAGUUCA